AUGGUCGUCGACAAGAGAAAUGCCGCGUACUUUUGUGCCUUGCAGAUAUUUGGUUUCAUUAUUUACGGCGGAGUCUUGCGACAGAAAAAAUUUCUCUUCGAUGACAGGCGAGCUAUUGAAGAAAAUCUAGCUCUUCGAGCUGAUUUAAACCCUCUUUAUCAUCUGGCGCUCUACGAUUUUUGGGGAGCUCCGAUACGCUCUGAAACAAGUACUCAUAGUUGGAGGCCGUUAGUCUCGCUCUCUUUCCGAUUGCAGAAGUCGAAUCUUUUUUGGAUGCAUUUCUUCAACAUAUUUCUUCAUGCAACAAAUGCAUUUUUAUUCGAACGACUUUCCCAAAAGUGCCUCGACACGGACUUUGUUCCCCACAUUGGUGGAUUUUUAUUCCUUUCGUAUCCAGUCAUGUCGGAAGCUGUCUACACUCUUGUUGGCCGCGCUGACAUGCUCGUUGCCACCAUUCUGCUGGUGUUGCUCGGCCAAAUCGCGAAUGAACCGCAGAAUGAGUGGCUCAUGCUGGCCGCCGCGGUCGCGACGAUUCCAAUAAAAGAAACUGGCUUGAUCCUGUUUCCUCUUUUUCUUGCGAGCCAAUUCUUGCUCCAUCGACAAUCGGCAAAAUCGGUCCAAGUGCCACUAGCACCUCUGGCAGUCUUCGUCGUUCUCGCAAGUUGUCGCAUUAUGCUCACACGCGUAAAUGUGGCGAAAUUCAGCCAGCUGGAUAACGAUUUACCUUCCCGCGUUCAUGCACUUGGAUUGAUCUUCGAAAACGUAAGACAGAUGGUUUGCCCGAUCUCGCUUUGCCACGACUGGUCAAAAGGAACAUAUUCUUUCUCGGAAUGGAACUGCCUUGGUUCCUGUCUGAUAGCGAUUCUCGUCGGAAAAUUACUUUUGCAUGGCGAUAAAUGGACGAAGACGAGUAUUCUACUGAGCGCAUUUCUGUACCUUCCCUCUUCCAAUCUCAUAUCAUUCGUUGGAUUUAUACGAGCAGAGAGAUGUCUCUAUCCGGUUUCGAUUGGUUUCCUUCUCUUUGUUCUAAGAAUAACGAAUGAAGCAAUGAAAAAGGCAAAUCUUUCAAAGUUUUCGAAGAAACUUCUGCAUCUAAGCUGGAUAGUAAUAUUCUCAGCGAAGGCACAUAUUCGCGGACGCGCUUGGUUGGAAAACGAGCUGAUCCUUUCCGAAACAGCUGCCGCGCUUGGCUCGGUGAAGUCAACGGUCAACUUGGCGUUGGCUUACGCAGAUCUGGGCCAGUUGGAGAAAUCGGAAAUUUUGAUGAGAAGCGCGCUAAGCCGGCAUCAGUCGGCGGACAUGUUCUACAACUUCGGAAGCAUCCUUUUCGAGAAGAACGAAAGUGCUCGCGCAGAGAGCAGCUUCCAAAGCUGUCUCCGACGUAAAAGGAGCCAUCCUCUUUGUCUCCUCAAUCUCGGUGUUCUCAACGAACGAAGUGGCGAGAAAGAUAAAGCUCUGGGAUUUUACGAGAAAUGCUUCACGAAUUCUCGCAGAUGCCGGUUCAACCUUGGAAGAAUACGAUUUCAAGAAGGAAACUACAAUCGCUCGCUAGAAGUGCUCGAAUAUCAAUCUGACGCCCGGGCACUGGUGGUCGAUUACAAUAACCACGAGCGUGCUUCUUACUUCAGUCUCUUGGCAAUAAACUAUUUGAAACUGAAUCAAAACGAUAAAGCCAAAUGGUGGUUGGAACGCGCUCUCGCCGAAGACCCACUGCAUAAAACCUCACUGCGAUUAAAAAACUAUUUAUGA
Molecule: messenger RNA, 1749 nt
Organism: Oikopleura dioica
Lineage: Eukaryota; Metazoa; Chordata; Appendicularia; Copelata; Oikopleuridae
Source: the annotation of a GenBank genome assembly